AUGGGCGGCCCAGCGAGGGCUCUCCUCGGUGGGUUCAGCACCACCAGUUCCUCCCUGGAGGUUGGAGGUCGGAUGGCUUGGCCGAGCAACAGCCCCCUGGACCUGAACCAAACCCUGCCAUGGGGGAUCGGGCUCGGAGGCAGCGGCGGGGCCGCGGCGGCCAUGAGUGCCGGUCUGGACAAUUUUACCCAGGAGUCUGUCACCAGGGCGGUGAUGAAAGAGAAAAACUGGCCGGCGCUGCUCAUACUCGUCAUCAUCGCGCUGACGGUCGGUGGCAACAUCCUGGUGAUCCUGGCAGUGUCGCUGGAGAAGAAGCUCCAAAACGCCACCAACUUCUUCCUGAGGUCGCUGGCGGUGGCGGACAUGCUGGUGGGCAUCCUGGUCAUGCCGAUCUCCCUCAUCAACAUCCUGUAUGACUACGCCUGGCCUCUCCCAAGCGCCCUGUGUCCGAUCUGGAUCUACCUAGACGUGCUGUUCUCCACCGCCUCCAUCAUGCACCUGUGCGCCAUCUCUCUGGACCGCUACGUCGCCAUCCGCAACCCCAUCGAGCACAGCCGCUUCAACUCCAGAACCAAAGCCAUGAUGAAGAUCGCCGCUGUCUGGACCAUAUCUAUAGGUGUGUCAAUGCCUAUCCCAGUGAUCGGCCUCCACAACGAGGACAAGGUCUUCGUCAAUGGCAGCUGCGUCCUUAACGAGGAGCGCUUCAUGCUGAUUGGCUCCUUCGUGGCCUUCUUCAUCCCACUGGUCAUCAUGGUGGUGACGUACUGCCUCACCAUACAGGUGCUCCAGAGGCAGGCCACUGUCUUCCUGUACGAGGCAAAGACUUCCUCCCAGCAGCCUUUGCACACACCAGCAAUGACAAAUACAGAGUUAAAGCCCCCGCCUCCUCAGAGCAGACGAAACACCUUGAGCUGUCUGAAAGGAGCCGAGCCCGGCAUACUGCUCAGUGCCUCCACGCCAGACAGCAUAAGCAUCAUCCCCAGCUCUGAGGCGGCAUCUCAGCUCAGCUCGCCAGCCGCGGGGCCAUCGCGCAGCGACACCUCAGGUUGCCACGGGCGACGGGGGAUGAUGCAGGCCAUAAAGAACGAGAGGCGGGCCUCCAAGGUCCUGGGAAUCGUCUUCUUCCUCUUCCUCAUCAUGUGGUGUCCCUUCUUCAUCACCAACGUCACCUUCGUCCUGUGCCGCGGCUCCUGCAACGAGUCGCUGCUCCACGACCUCCUCAACGUCUUCGUCUGGGUGGGCUACAUCUCCUCCGGAGUCAACCCUCUGGUCUACACCCUCUUCAAUAAGACCUACAGGAGGGCGUUCUCCAGCUACAUCAGGUGCCAGUACAAAGUGGGGGCCAACGCAGCUGGACAGAGUUGCAAAACCCUCCUGGUCCCCCCGCCGUGCCCGUCGCACGCCAUGACCCCUCUUCUGAUGGGCAGUCAUGGCAAAGCAGGCAUGGACAGCAACAGUAACUGUCGCAACGGCGGCAGGGGGGACAACGGGAGGCUGGCGGUGGACCCGGAGGACCUGACAGACGACGAGACACAAAUCGGAAUAGUGUCGCAGAGCCUCUCCGAAUGCCACAACGUCGGCAUGCUUUCGGAAACGGAGCCGGAAACGGAGGUGGAGCAGGAGCUGUCGCUCGUCAGCUACAGCCCCGCCUCCAGAGAACACACAAGCAGCGUGUGA
Messenger RNA from Chelmon rostratus (copperband butterflyfish), 1677 nucleotides. It is a transcript of the gene htr2cl1, whose product is annotated as 5-hydroxytryptamine (serotonin) receptor 2C, G protein-coupled-like 1. Lineage: Eukaryota; Metazoa; Chordata; Actinopteri; Chaetodontiformes; Chaetodontidae. Gene Ontology annotation, biological process: chemical synaptic transmission; G protein-coupled receptor signaling pathway, coupled to cyclic nucleotide second messenger. The record is from RefSeq and is a predicted model, not a curated record. Gene Ontology annotation, molecular function: G protein-coupled serotonin receptor activity; neurotransmitter receptor activity. The coding region runs from base 1 to 1677 and encodes 558 amino acids. The transcript is spliced from 5 exons. Gene Ontology annotation, cellular component: dendrite; plasma membrane.